Magallana angulata is the source of this 6874-nucleotide messenger RNA. RefSeq names its product fibropellin-1-like. Gene Ontology annotation, biological process: cell-matrix adhesion. Lineage: Eukaryota; Metazoa; Mollusca; Bivalvia; Ostreida; Ostreidae. The record is from RefSeq and is a predicted model, not a curated record. The transcript has 32 exons. Bases 150 to 4802 code for a protein of 1550 amino acids. Gene Ontology annotation, molecular function: calcium ion binding.
AGCCGUCUUAUAAAAUAAUUUUGGAGAUUAUAAAAUCACAGCUGCCAAAGGUAUCAAUAAAAAACCCCGGAAAACCCUGGCCAAAAUAUUCACUUCCUGGUGCCCAGACGACUGGACUAUAGCUUACUCGUCGGACAAGUGUAUAUGAAAUGGGUACUUUGCUCACUUUGCCGAAACUUAUGUUGUUGUUCUUCUUAAUUAAAGAAAGCGAUUCGUAUUCUAAAUAUGAAACUAUUGCCGGACAAUACAUGGCUAGUGACGACACUGUAAGAACUGUUAGUGUCACUGGUGGAAUUCCCUUUGGAAAGAAAAUCUUCAACCAAGUUCAUUUUAGCACUAACGGGCUGGUUACGUUUGAGAGUCCAGUUUAUACCUUUACACCACCCUCAACACCUCAAACAUAUCAUUUGCUUGCACCAUACUGGACGGACCUUUAUCCACUCGGUACCAAUGAAGCACACGUGUAUUAUAGGGACAAUGACCAAUCAGAUAUUGAUAAGGCCUCGAACGAUGUCAGGACGUUUGCAAAAAUACCCUCUUUCCAAGCAAAGUGGGUAUUGGUUGUAACGUGGUCAAAAACACCUUUUUACCGUAUGGCAUACGGUCUGAGAGUGACCGUGCAGUGUGUUCUGAUCACAGACCACGUCUCCACCUACACCAUCUACCAUUACAUAGAUGUGAACAUCGCUAACCAGGGACACAACAUAAGAAUGGGGUACAAUAACAACGAUUUGACACCCUAUUCCUUCACCGAUUCUGCGUAUAGAAUGAGCCUUUUUCCUGGAAACACAGGCUUAACAGGGGUUUGGUUUUUCACUCUUGCAACAGAUGGCAAUGACUGUGAUUCAAGCCCUUGUCUUAACAAUGGAACGUGCCAGGAUCUGUAUGGGGAGUUUAAUUGUUACUGUCCAUCAGGCUUUACUGGCAAAAUGUGCCAAACAGAUAUCGAUGAGUGCAUUGCCCAGCCAUGCUACCACGGGUCUUGUCACAAUACGAACGGGAGUUAUUACUGCUCUUGCUUGGUUGGUUGGACGGGACAGCACUGCGAUACUGAUAUAAAUGAGUGUUUAAAUGUCGGAAUCUGCAACCACGGAACAUGCGAGAAUACAGACGGCUCGUUCCAUUGUAAAUGUUUGUUUGGAUGGAGUGGACCACGAUGUGAUCAAGAUAUUGACGAGUGCGCUGUUUCGUCACCAUGUUGCAAUGGCGGAAGUUGUGUUAACAAUCCAGGGUCGUUUUCCUGUAGCUGCGCAUUAGGGUGGACAGGAACGGUUUGCGAAAAAGAUGUCGACGAAUGCAGUGGUAUACCAUGCAGUAAUAGCGGGGUUUGCUAUAACACCCCCGGAAGUUACUUUUGCAACUGUCGCCAUGGUUUCACGGAUGACUAUUGCAAUACAGACACAGAUGAAUGUACAACAUCUCAAAUCUGUCAGAAUGGGGGGGCCUGUAUAGAUAAACCAGGCUACUCCGUCUGUGAGUGCGAUAGCAGACAGGGAGUUACCGGGCGUUAUUGUGAACAAGACAUACAGGAAUGUAACCUUGGUAUUACUGCCUGCCAGAGGAAUUCAACAUGUACAAAUACACAAGGUUCAUUUAACUGCACAUGCGCAAAAACCGACAAGGGAGAAUUUUGCCAAAAUGAAAGAAAUGCAUGCGAGUUUUCUCCCUGUAAAAAUGGCGGAAGAUGCGAAAUAGUGAACGCUACAUUUUUCUGUCGAUGUCCCUUUGGUUACACGGGAGAUAGAUGUGAAACGGAUGCAAAUGAAUGCUCCUUACAUGCUUGCAAAAACAAUGGAACUUGUCAAAACACCAAUGGAAGUUUUACAUGUAACUGUACUAGCGGUUUUAGAGGACCGAGCUGCAAUGAAGACGUUAAUGAGUGCUUGUCAUCUCCUUGUGGAAACAACAGUCUCUGUGUUAACACAUACGGAGGGUUUGUGUGUGUUUGUCUGCACGGUUUCCAUGGAGAUCUAUGUGAAACAGGACCCUGUAGUAACGUGAGUUGUGAAAACAAUGGGACAUGCAUUGAGUUUGGGAUUUCUGCAAUUUGUGGUUGUCCUCCCGGCUUCACGGGGGUUUAUUGUGGGCAAGAGGUCAAUGAAUGCGAUUUAGACCCUUGUCCAGAGAAUUUUACUUGUAACAACACCGUCACUUCGUUUGAUUGUCUCAAUUGCAAUGUUUCAUCAGACAGCUGCACAACUGAUGUCACCCACGUAUGCAGUAGUUCUCCUUGCCAAAACGAGGGUUUGUGUCUGGUCAGGAAUGAUUCUUUCACCUGUAUAUGUACACAAGGCUGGACAGGGAACAAUUGUGAAUCAGCAAUUGAUAAUUGUCAAAAUGUUACCUGUCAAAACAAUGGGAGUUGUGCAUCAAUGUUCGAUAACUCCAGCUGCGUCUGUCAACCUGGAUUUAAUGGAGAAUUUUGCGAAACAGAUAUAGACGAAUGUUUGUACAACCCAUGCUUCAAUGGCGGAAACUGCACCAACCAAAAUGGUAGUUUCUCUUGCGCCUGCACAACAGGAUAUCAGGGCUUACAAUGUGAAAAUGAAAUUGAUCAUUGUACAUCUACUCCCUGUCUUAACAACGGUACAUGCAGUUCUAGGAAUGGUACUUUUGACUGUACCUGUAGCAAAGGGUGGAUAGGAAGGAUGUGUGAGCAAGAUGUUGAUGAGUGUUUGACCAGUCCAUGCUUUGGGAGCAGCACGUGUGUAAAUGUUGCUGGGUCCUUCCAUUGCCUCUGUCCUCCAGAUAGGGAAGGGGCGCAUUGUGAACUAGAUUAUGAUGAAUGUCAGAGUAACCCAUGUCAACAUGCCGGGAUCUGCAUCAACCUCUCUGGUGGAUUUGCGUGUGUUUGCGCUGCGGGAUUCACUGGAAGUGUUUGCGAAACAGAUAUUGAUGAAUGUCUCAAUGGUCCUUGCCACAAUAACGGUACCUGUAUUAACACCGAGGGUAGCUACCACUGCUAUUGUGGGACAGCGUGGACGGGCGAAAGUUGUCAAACAGAUGUCGACGAAUGCACCUUGAUUGGCUGUAGAAACAACGGCACGUGUACAAAUACGGACGGCUCUUAUCGAUGUCAAUGUGACGCUUAUUAUACGGGAGCAUAUUGCGAGGAAGAUAUCAAUGAGUGUGUCGUUCAACCUGAUAUUUGUAAAAAUGGAGGAACUUGUGAAAACCUUUGCGGAAGUUAUAAAUGCCAUUGCACUAAAGGAAACUCGGGAUACAACUGUGAUGGAGACGUCAAUGAGUGUUUGGAAUGGACCAUAGAACCACCCUGUAAACAUGGCGGACUUUGUACGAACACCAAGGGUUCUUUCUACUGCAACUGCACGUCCAACUGGACCGGAAGUGUUUGCGAUGAGGAUGUUAAUGAAUGUAGACAAUUUCCUUGUCAGAAUAAUGGUACCUGCUAUAAUUUUGAUGGAGGGUUUAACUGCACUUGUACACCUGGAUUUACUGGAGCUCUUUGUGAAAUAGAUAUCAACGAAUGCUUGUCGUAUCCUUGUCAAAACCACGCGACUUGCAUCAACACCCAUGGUUCGUAUUACUGCAAGUGUGGAGAAAAUUGGGACGGCAAACUCUGCGAAAUUGAUCUAUGUGAUACAAAGCCUGCCGAGUUGAUAAUUGUUGUUGAUACCACCUUAAGUACAUCGGAAGAAGUAUUCCAACAACAGAAGGACUUUAUUUCAAAUAUGAUUUCAAGGUUAACUCUUGCUGAUGAUAAAUUCAAAGUGGCAAUAGCAUCUUAUGGAACCAGCACGACCAUUGAUAUUAGCUUUGAUUCUUAUGGAAAUAAUAAAACUAUGUUACUAGACAGAGUAUCAAAACUAUCGUUCGUGAAUGGAACAACGGACAUCCAUAAUGCUUCGUACACCGUUCGAGAUAUGCUGAAUGUCAGCAGAGCGAGUAACCAUUUUGUCCUUUUCUUCACGGACGGGAUGCCAUCUGAUCUUCAGUUGGCCUUAAAUGGAACAGGGGAACUUCGGGCUCGAUUAUCUAACAGCAGUUCUUUGAGUGAACUCAUGUUUGUGUCGUUUGGCAAUGACGUCAGACACGAAGGACUGAAAAGGAUGUCGGGAGAUCCAAUGCUCAGAGAUAUAUUUACGCACAUUUCAAUGGAUCCUAUGUAUCACGUGAUGAAGAAACUGGUCCAUAACAGAUGCACAGCAUGUUACAGCCAAGAAAUGCUGGACGUAAUAUUUGUACUGGAUAUAUCUUCAAGGCUAACACAAGAAACGUUUUCUGGAAGUCUAAGAAUCAUCAACUCAAUAUUAGACAGCAUAAAGCCGUUUGUCUUGUUAGGCCCAAAUAAUACUCAAAUGGGCGCUGUACAUUUUUCAAAUGAACCAUUUCUGUUAAUGCAGCUGAAUGAGACAUAUGACUAUAACCACUUUGCUAGCAAGAUGAUGGGUAUAGUGCAAGAUAAUCGGGAAUUCACAAACUCUAGUUCUGAAGUAGCUAAAGCUCUGGAAUAUGCAAAAACUUGUCUUACAACGAAAGAAUACGGAGCUCGUGAUUCUUCAAGAAAGCUCCUUGUUCAUCUUUACACUGGGUUCGACUCGAACGUCACUGAGACUGUAGCAGUGACGCAAUCGCUAACACGUGAACAAAUCACGGUCAUUUCUAUUGGGGUUGGUAAGGAGUACAAUGAUGAUGAUGUAUUAUCCACAGCGUCCAGUGCAUUUCACGCCUUCUUCGCCGAUUAUGAUGACAGUAACAACAGAUGGGGACUAACUGACGUGGAGCUGAAGUUCAUCAGUAAACUUGAUUCUUUAGUUUGUAGUGAACGGGUCAACAGCUAAACGUUUUCUGCACAGUAACAAUAACUUGCUAGCCUCACAUGCAAACCUGAUCCUUGAAAAUGUAUUUUUCUUGGACAGGAAUCGUUCCCUGGUCACUUCCGAAUUUAAGGAAAAUAGAGAAUUCAAAGGGCAUUGUUGGCGGCAGUCUGAUAUAUUCAAGACAAGUGACGAGAAAUAUCCUUAUUCACCCCUGCGAAUGUCAUUUAAAUUUUAAACCACAUGGUUUUAUUUGACCCUUUCAGUUUCGCAGUAAAAAUCAUGCCUCGUGUUUAUAGUCUAUUUCAUAGAAUCUAGGUAUUUGUAAUCAAAUAUAAAAUCUAGAGGUUUAUUGAUUUUAUCUUUAUAUUCAUUAAUUGGUUGAUAAAAUGUGUUCUAGAAAUAAAUGUGACAAUACAAUAAAAAAGUUUUUGUUUGCUGUUGCAACAAUUAACAUGCUUUAAUAAAUCCUCCAUAGGAUUAAUUAUCGAUCCGCGCCUGACCUAGUGAUAGCAUCAAUAGUGAAACAGACUAUACUAUUUUAUGCAGAAGGUUCCUUGAAAAUGGCUCGAUUUACUAGGUUUUUAUGCAAAACAGACACACAUUUUUUUCUAAAAACAUGUUUAUUUUAAUCACUCUACACGUGGUUGAACACGAACGAUAACUCUGUUCAGAAUAUCAUCGUUUAAUAUAAAUAACCGUUAGAUGGUGAAAUAAGACAUACGUCUGAAAAGAUUUUCAUGUUUUAACAUAAAUCAAAGUAUGAUAUGAUAUGAAAAUCGACCAGUACUUACGUAUUUUGAGAAUAUUAUCCGAACAAUUAUACUUCCGCUCAAAAUUUCACAGGAACUGAACAAAUCUCGGGGAAGUCUCGUGAACUUUCAUUCGAGCACCUCUGGAUAUAUUACAUACUUAGCAACGAUAAAGAAAACAUUCCGAACACAUUUGCAGGGGUGUUUUUUUAAGUCGGGUUGUAUUGCAAUAUCAGAGUGUUAUAUAUAUAUAUAUAUAUAUAUAUAUAUAUAUAUAUAUAUAUAUAUAUAUAUAUAUAUAUAUAUAUAUAUAUAUAUAAGUACGACACUGAACAAUAUCUUAAGAUAUUUAAAACAGAUGUGAUUUACUUAGCAUGUAUACAUAGUAAUAAAUUGUAAAAAGUAAUAAAAUGCCUCUUGGCAAUGUACAGGUAUGAUAGAUCACCUUCAUUGUGGUGUUCUUUUUGUACUGAUGUCAAUAUACAAAUUCAUGAAAUUUGGUAUGGGAAGUCAAUGGAAUUUUCUCUGCCUGAUCUCGUUCAACUUUACUUCUUUUUAAACAACUUUAGUUAUGUCCGUUAUUAUCCCCUCGCGCAACUUGUUGCGAGGGGUAUAUAGCGUCACUGCUGUACGUGUGUGUGUAUGUAUGUACAUUAUGUAUGUGUGUAUGUGUGUGUCCAUUUUCAUCUCUUUAGCAAAAUUCCAAGAAAACCUUGUAAUAAAUAUUCAUCAAACUUUGUAUACUUCUUUUGCAUGUUAAAAGGACAAACCCGAUUGUUUUCCAAGUCAAAUGAUUCAAUAUGUUAAAAUAAUCGUAAAAAAGCGAAGUUAUAACAUGAAUUUAUGUACGACUUGACAAUAGACAUUUCUGGUAAUUUUAUGUACGACUUUAAGAAAAUCGCUACCGUAUGCGGUUCAAAACAACAACUUGAUAUUUUUGGGAUUUUAACCUAGUAAAGGUAAAAAAACCCAAACGUUUUGUAGUAUUAGAGGAUUAGAAGAUUGCCCAUAGGUAAAAGUUGAAGAGGGCAAGAAAUUAAAGUCAUCCGAUUGACAUCGAAACAAGCAGUCGACUUUCGGACAAAUUUUCCCGUAUUAAUUUCAAAAGAACUAGUCCAAAAUUCAGGGGAGACUUUAGCAGAUAUCGCAUAUUUAUCACGCGAAGAUUGUUUUAUAUUAAUAAUACUUGCAUAUCUACUACUAUGGGUUGACAUACCACAAGCAACUACAAUUGUCCAUCAGAGCAGACAACAGAUCACUAGAUCUUCAGCUACAAUGUACAUUUCAUAAUAUACAUGUAUACGGAUCGUUUAUGUAUGCUUAAUAAAAAUGAAUGUCACUUAA